Molecule: messenger RNA, 4867 nt
Organism: Athalia rosae (coleseed sawfly)
Lineage: Eukaryota; Metazoa; Arthropoda; Insecta; Hymenoptera; Athaliidae
Gene: Pdzd8
Product: PDZ domain-containing protein 8
Exons: 9
Coding region: 683-3649 (988 amino acids)
Biological process (GO): mitochondrial calcium ion homeostasis
Cellular component (GO): mitochondria-associated endoplasmic reticulum membrane contact site
Molecular function (GO): lipid binding; protein binding
Source: RefSeq, a predicted model, not a curated record
UGUCCUUGGUAGCAAUAUUUAUACUUUUGUCAUUUCAGCGUUUGACUGAUAAGUACGUACGCUCGUACUCGUCAAAAGGUUUUUAUGUGCAAAUUAUCUGGUCAAUAAAUAUUUGAGCCAUCAUUCCGUGCUCCUUUUUUUAGUAAAAUGAACGCCUGAGCAUUUGUCUUUCCAGCUGUCAGGCGUCAGCUGACGCUCGAUGCAUUAACAUUACUAAUGGGGAGACCGGAAUCAAUACAAAAAUGUCAAAAUGCUGUUUGAUUUUCAAAAUAACAGCUGAUGUUUCUCAUAUUUAACGAAAUUGACAAAUUCAUGUGAACAAUGUAUCGAACCACAGUGGAAAACGAUAAAAACUUACUAAUUUUCUAUUAAACCACGCGUGCAGUUCAAAGUGAGAUUGAAAAUUCAUUGGAUUCACAUUAAAAACAAAAAUAAUGUUUAAAACUAAAACUACACGAUACUAGCAGAUAAUAGUGAAUGACACUAAACGGCGAAUAAACGUUUGUGGUUAUUAUCAAAGUUCCUAUCAUUAAUUGGAGGUAGAAAUCGAAAAAUGUAGGACGCAACCCUCUUACAGUAGCCUGCAUCAUAACUUAAUAACUUUAAUUAUCCUUCUGAAUCAUUUUUUAAAAUAAUUUGUAAUAUUACAUCAAAAAUUGUUCUUGUAGAACAUUAUAUCAAGAUGGAUUUCAUAGGUCUUCUAAUUGUGUCUAUUAUUUCAUGUCUAUGUGGUGUAUUAUUGACCUUAGCAUUCCAAUGGUAUAUUUUUAUGAAAUACCUUGAAACAGCACCACUCGCCAAUCCUCCGGAAAAGCCAAUCCCUCAUGGGCAAGCUGUACUACCUGAAGGACUUUUAAAUGAGAUAGAAAAUGAAAAAUUAAACUUUCAUAGCAGCAGUGGUACACCACGGCAAAGCUUGUCACAGGGUAAUGAGAACUUAGCAAUCAAUUUGACUCUACAAUUUUUAUUCAAUGAACUCCGAAAUGCUGAAAGAGUUCGUUCUUGGCUUUAUCGGAAACUCAAUAACGAGUUCAAAGUAUUGUUGACUAGAUCUACUACCGGAAAACUGUUUGACAGUGUUCAAUUGCGAGACUUACACCUUGGUAAUCAAUUUCCAACUAUAAAAGGACUGGAAGUAGCUGAUGCCAAGAUAGAUGCAGACACAGGAUUGUUGGAGACUUUGGAUUUAUCUUUGGAUCUCCAUUAUUGUGGAAAUUUCGAAUUGUCAAUAGAUGCCAAAAUGGUUCUAGGAAAGACGGCUUAUUUAGCUGUGCAAGUCAAACGAAUAACGGGAAGAGCUAGAUUACAGUUUACUCGUGUCCCGUAUACACAUUGGUCUCUCAGCUUUUAUUCUGAACCCAUCUUGGAAUUACAAGUACAAUCACAGUUUCAGGGCAGGCAGUUGCAGCCACAAAUUAUAUCCUUGAUCACAGGUCAGAUACGAAGAGCUGUUCGUAAGAAACACACUCUUCCAAGAUAUAAACUGCGCUAUAAGCCUUUCUUUCGCAGGCUCAAUGAUGAAGAUGUUGAUAUAAUUGAGGUUCCAAAUCGUCAAAUGAGCCCAGGAAGUCUAGAAGUUACACUGCUAGAAGUGAGUCGUCUGAAUACGAGUAUAAGUUUAUCUCACACUGAAGAAACUGCUCCAAUUGAAGUUUACUGCACAAUGAGCAUUGAUGCAACACCAUGGGUUUGCCUGACACAGUAUAGUGGGAUACCAUAUAUGGUUCUAGACUUGAUCAUUAGUAAAACUUCGCAUCAGCAACUUGGGGUUGUAUUCAAACAGGAUAUUAUUCCUGAAAUAGGAUCAAAUUGCGUCCUUGUGGAAACUAUUGUGUCAGGUAGCCCAGCGGCUAUUGCAGAGAUGCGUCGUGGUGAUAUACUGAUUGCUGUGGAAGGCAAAAAAGUUGUAAAUAUGAAUCAAGUCGCAAAACUUGUGAAGAGCGCUGCACAGAGGCGGUUCAUUAUUAGAGUUGAAAGAAAAUACACCGCAACAGACUGGGAGAAGCAGAAUUCCAUGAAAUCAGAGACUGAAAGAAUAUUGUUAGAUAAGGCUGUGGACAAAAAGUCUGUUAAGAGUGAAAAUUCCAAAACUGAUGGAUUAUCUACUGAGAAGAACACUGUAGAUGGUAAAAAUAGUAAAUUUGAUACUCCGAUUAAAUUUUCUGAAUUAAGGGAUAUGGAUUUUGAGCCACUGGAUCUCAGUGAUAAUGGUAAACUAUCUAAGAGAAGAGAAAGUGGUACUAACAGCAAUGGAGAUAUUCCGCAAACACCAUCAUGUCCGGAAUCACCGUCUAGAAGAAUUUCAACAAUUUCUACAGUUUCUAAUCAAUCGUUAAUUACCAGUAUUAGCCAAAUGUAUUCAACUGAUGACAACAACCUCCAUAAUAUGUCUGAUUUAUAUUAUACAACAAAAGAAAAGAGUAUAGCAUCACUGAUAUCAUUUGAUGAAACGCGUAGUUUCCAAAUUGAAUCCGAUCUCCAAUAUUUAAACCUCGGCGUUUGGGCUCGAGUGAGGGGUGGAGAAAUCCCUCCACUUCUCUUGGGGUACAUCAAUGCUCCAGUGAAACUGAUAUUAGCACAUUGUUCCGUAUCGACAAUUGGUCACUACCUUAAAUGCUAUGCUUUGCUUCCACCAGACACUGGUUGCAUUACUAACUCAAAUCUGAAGUUGCAAGGGUACUCUGGAUUUGACCCAACACUUUGCUACGGAGAUGUCUUGUUAUCUUUCACGUGGAAUGUCAUCGCCGGCCAGAAUAAUUUUAAUGGUGGUGAGACAAGCAAGAAAGAGAAUCCAGAAGUUGCGAAAGUCCCUCAUAUGCCGAAUAAUGAAAAUCCAGACAAAAAGUCGCAUGAUUUUAUAAGAACACAUUUUCAUAGAGCCACGCACUGCGACUUUUGCACAAAGAAGAUUUGGCUAAAAGAUGCAGUGCAAUGUCGGGAUUGUGGAAUGGUUUGCCAUAAAAAAUGUGAAACAAGGUGCCAGGCAUCUGGAGCAUGUGGCGCGGAAAGUCUAGCCAGUUUGGCAUAUGAAGCCGAUGAAAUGGACUCUAACAUAGGUGCCGGAGAGAGUGGACCUGAGAUUUCUCUCACAGGCUGUGACGAUCAUAUUCAGGGUGCGGGAAUGAUGGGUGUGAAAGCCAGCAUAACAAAUACACUCUUGGGACUGAAGAGAGCUGGGAGUGCAACUUGCUUGGCACCACCAAGUUCUGGUUGUGGACUCGCCUCGAGAAGCCUCCCACCUAGCCCUUGCUCCUCCCGUAAGAGUUCUCUUGUGGGUGGAUUGGGUAUAAGCACCAAUUUAUUAGAGGGAGCUGACCCGUCGAUAGUUACGCCACUAUUGAGCGGAGACUUGGACGAUGGACUCAUGUCUCGGGCCAAAGAUACAGGAAAACAUCUCUACGCAUACCUGGAACCUCAGGAAAGAGUUGAAAAAAUCAAUUCCAUGAUGGGUAAAUUGAAGACAGCCCUGGAUGUUGAGACCACUUCGAGGUUGAAAUCAUGUCAAAGCGGUGAAGUAGAUAGUGCUAAAUUAAUCGCACAAAGCGACUCACGAGUCCAAGCACUGAGUGUUCUGUUGUUGCACUAUUGUGCAGGCUUGCAACAUGCACAAGAAGCUGUGGACCGACCGGAUAUCCAGAAGGAUAUUUAAUUUGAAUCUCCACUUUGGUAUGAAGAACAUUCACUUCAAUUAUAGAUUUAUUCAUAUCUAUAAGAAUAACUGGAUUAUUUAUAGAUCACAAGAUUUAGUGCAAUUGCUAAUCGACUUUGUCUAAGAAUAUUGAAGAUAUUGGUCAACAAUUGAAUGUAAUCACGUUUGAUGAUGAAGAUUAUCAUAAUGUCAUGUGUGCUAACUUAGUGAAUUCACUAGGUUUUGGUUGAUACUUGUAUACUGUUUAAAAAUUUGAUUGAUUCGUAAGCACGAUAGAGACAAAUUAAACAAAUAAAUUAAAUUGAAAUAAAUGAAAAUUCUGAAUUAGCUUUCACGUAGCGUAUAGACACAAUUGCUAUUUUAGACACAUGAUUAUCAAAAAAAUUAUAGAUUACGUAUAUGUAAGUGUAUAUCAAUUUCAGCGGCAGGAUGAACAAAUUUGUACGUUUUAUAGGUAUUUCUUUUACACCAGUGGGCUCAAAUACGACUCAAAGACUAAAUACUCAUGUCUAUUAUUAAUAUCAUGCUUGUAAUUGAUGAUUUACCAGAAAACACCAAAGGCCAAGACUUAAAUAAAUAAUAAAUAAAUAGCAAUUAAUAUAAUACCUAUAUAUAAGUAUAUUCAUUAGGCGUAUAUACUCUAUGAGACAAAUUAUUUAUUUCAUUCUAGCUGCAUAUCCAAUGAUUGCUAAAUGUAAAUUCCAUAGGAUGUCGUGUAACAAAAGAAGUAAAAAUUUAUCAGUUGAGCAACUUUUUCCUUGCAACUGUGCUUACUCUGCAUUAUUGAUACUUCAUUUGCCACAUUUCGAUGUUUGAAUACAUACAUAUAUACAAAUGACGUGUUGUAAAUUUAUACAUACCCAGAAGCGGGUGCCGUGCACAACGCAACGAAAAAAGAUGUUCUGUACAGGCAUUGUCCGAUAUAUCAAUUAUUACUGAAUAACACAAAUAUACAUAUUAUAGUCUAGGAAUAGAAUAUACCUCGUUUAAUCAAAUUCUCUGCUAAUCUACUCCAUCCAUAGAUAAUACAAAAUAUUUAGGAACCAAUAAAUAAAUCAUGCGAUUCAAAGAAUAUAUAAAAAAUUUCCUCCUUUCUGUCUAUGAAGUGUAUUAUACUAUAGAUGUCACAUGAAUGCAAUUUUUCUCUCGUCAACUUUAUCGUAGUAUGUUAUUCCUCUGCAAAUACGGCCUAAAUAAAUACAUUUUCUUCCUUCAAAA